Salpingoeca rosetta is the source of this 1775-nucleotide messenger RNA. RefSeq lists its product as uncharacterized. NCBI's taxonomy places the organism in Eukaryota, Choanoflagellata, Craspedida, Salpingoecidae. The coding region runs from base 102 to 1775 and encodes 557 amino acids. Gene Ontology annotation, biological process: carbohydrate metabolic process. Gene Ontology annotation, molecular function: phosphotransferase activity, alcohol group as acceptor; kinase activity. The record is from RefSeq and is a predicted model, not a curated record. The transcript is spliced from 10 exons.
CUUUGUUUGUGUUUGGCGGCAACUGCUCACUGCUGAACCGCUCAUCCACUUGCUCAGCUUGCUUGCUUGCUCUUCUGAAGCUUGUGGUUGUCUCAGGCGAGAUGUCUGUGGUUGCGGUGGAUGUGGGUACGGGGAGCGUGCGGUGUGCGGUGGUGAGGGGGACGGAUGGUUGCAUCUUGGCACGCGCUGUGGAGAACACACACACGCACACAUACGAGUAUGCGGGAGAGAAACACUUGGUGCAGUCCACCGACAACAUCUGGCACUGCAUUUGUCAGGCCACCAAGCGAGCCAUGCAGGCUUCGAGUAGGGGGGUGAGGUCACAGGAGGUGGUGGGUGUUGCCUUUGACGCCACGUGCUCGCUGGCUGUCGUGGACAAGGGCGGAUCUCCGGUGUCCGUUCUGCCGUCCAACCUCAGCAGCGGGUGGAACGUGGUGCUGUGGAUGGACCACCGCGCGUCGGCGGAGGCAAAGGAGAUCAACGAAACGCAGCACGCCGUGCUCGACUACGUUGGCGGCAGCAUAUCGCCUGAGAUGCAGAUACCAAAGAUCCUGUGGCUGAAGCGGCAUGCGUACGACACGUGUUACGCCAAGGCUGGCCACUUCUUUGAUCUGCCAGACUAUCUGACGUUUCGGGCCACGCAGUCCGCGGAGCGCAGCCUGUGCUCGCUGGUGUGCAAGUGCACGUAUCUGGAAGGCGAGCCGGAGGACAUCCAAGGGCGUGUGCGCGGCUGGCAGCCAGACUUUCUGCGGCUGGUUGGCCUUGGUGACUUGAUUGGUGACAGCGACACCGGUACGACCGCAUACGAGCGCAUCGGGACGCGGGCCAACCCGCCGGGCUCGCGUGUCGGCGCCGGCCUGACAGAGGCGGCGGCACUCGAGCUGGGCCUGCUGCCCGGUACACCGGUUGCUGCAGGGAGCAUCGAUGCGCACGCGGGGGUGCUGGGUGUUCUUGGUGCGCAGCGUGGUGAGGACCUUCGGUUGGAUGAGCGGUUAGCGUUGAUAAUGGGGACGUCGUCGUGCCACAUGGCGCUGAGCCGCAAACCGCUGCACGUAUCUGGGGUGUGGGGCCCGUACGGCAGCGUGGUGCUGGGUGGGUGGUGGCUGAAUGAGGGCGGGCAGAGUGCGAGCGGUGCGUUGGUUGACCACGUCAUCAUUGCUCAUUGUUGCUCACACGUGUUGGUUAUUACUUCUUCGACGCAUUUAUUCCUUCUGUGUCCGUCACUUGGUGUAGACCGUGGGCUUUCGUCUGUGUGGCAUCUGAGUCGUGAGCUGCACAUGCUCCCGUUCUUCCACGGCAAUCGCGCUCCCCUCGCAGAUGCAUCCCUUCGGGGUGUGGUGAGCGGGCUGCAUCUUGCUAGCGCGGACCCGUGCGACGAUUUGGUGGAACUGUAUGUGUGCACGCUGGUAGCACUGGCAUUGGAGACGCGGCACAUUGCGGAGGCCAUGGAGCAGGCGGGGCACCGACUCCGCUCCAUCCACGCUUGCGGUGUGCUCUCGCGUGCUCUCGCGUUUGUUCAGGCGCACGCUGAUGCGAUGCAGCUGCCCGUCUUUCUUCCAAAGGACGACGCCGUGCUGACGGGCACUGCUGUGUUGGCCGCGACCGCGGCUGGCUGCCACGCAUCUCUCCCCGCUGCCAUGGCUGCGAUGAAUGCAAGCGCAGGCGUGGUGGCGCCACAAGCAAGUGUGCAGUCUUUCUUUGACCGCAAGUUUGCCGUGUACAAGCACAUGUAUGCCGAUUUCAAGGCAUACAGGGCCCUCAUGCAGGCGGAGUGA